Messenger RNA from Fusarium subglutinans, 1254 nucleotides. RefSeq lists its product as uncharacterized. The transcript has a single exon. Bases 1 to 1254 code for a protein of 417 amino acids. NCBI's taxonomy places the organism in Eukaryota, Fungi, Ascomycota, Sordariomycetes, Hypocreales, Nectriaceae. The record is from RefSeq and is a predicted model, not a curated record.
AUGCACAACAUACGCCCACCGGGUUUAGGGGCUAAACCACUGCCGACCCAGAAGAAAGCCUUAGAUGACAAGUUCCUCUUUUUUCCCUACCUCCACCAAGACGCCAGACUCUUGAUCUGGGAGGCAGCACUGCGACCGCUGCCGUCGAAAAACUACAAUGCAACGCAUCACUUUCGAGUGCAUGUUUGGGAGGACGAUGUUCCGUCGUUACUCGAGACGAGUGACGUUGACCACAAGAGUCCGCCACUCUUUGGAUCACGAGUGAUAAAGGAGCGGGGCAAUCUGAAGACGCGCGAGCUCAUGGCGAAUUGUCCUGAAGGGCUGAAGUCGGUUGUGCAUUGGGACUACGGCCUCUGGAAUGCCUGUGUUGAAUCUAGAUGGGUCAUUAGCCGACGAUUUCGAAAGAAAUUCUGGGAACAAACGAAGCUGGCCAUUCUGAGAGACUGGCACCCAAUACCGGACACAAUUCUCGAACCGUUCAAUAUGGAGGCAGUGUGGCAGAAACAUAGCAAGCUGAUAGAGAGCGAUUACCUGGAAAUUAACACUAAAUGGUACAAGGACUUUGCAUCGGUAGUCAGGAUAGGCGGCAUGUAUACCAACAUUGUUGCGGUCCACCCGGCGAAAGAUCUCUUCAUCGUGGAGGAUGACCGAUGGAUGGAUGAGGUCGUUUGCCAGUUUACAGACAGAGAACAAGAAUACAACGCGGUUCUGCUCUUUCGAGAAAAUGCCUUCUCCCCGACAAACGACGGCUUCCCUAUCAUGGGAAACAUCGGCUUCGUAUUCAACGAUUCCUGGUCCAAUGGCAUCACGCGACUCGACAACCCGCGGAUCAGUCUGAUAGAGGCAAAGAACGAAGAUAAUCCAAGGGGCCUUUUCCUGCUCCUGCUGCACCUCAUCGUAGUGCGGAGAUUGGGGGGAAUGCGACUUUGGCUUAUCGAUGAAAAAUUCGACCAGUGCCGCACGUGCAAGACGAAGCAAGAAGCAGAAAAAGAGGAGGAGAGGGAAAGGGAUCGAAAAGUGUUCUAUCGCUAUGGAAAGGAGGAUCUGGUAGAGGUUGAUGUCAAGCCGAACGUGGUGUGGGUGACGAUCGAUAAUGCGAGGUGUAUCAUUGCGACUUCGUGCGGAUUUCUCGAAUUCGUCAGCAGAAAUCCCAUUGCUUUCGCUUCUACGUUCAACCCAGAUCCUAGAGCCAAACCCUUCGAUUUUUGGUCCUGUGUUGGUGUUCUUGCGCCGAGGUCGAGGACUCCUUAUUGA